CUUCUUCCAUUUUUCUCUUUUCCAGUUCUCAGACUCACAGUUGGCCACAGCCUUCUCCAGUUAACGACCGCUCCAAACCAUCAAUGGAGGUCGCCACCACGGCUUCAAGCUUCGCGCUUCACACGCGCAUGUUAGCAUCACCAACCACUCGCCGAGCCCUAAACUCUAGCCGCACCCAAACGACGUCGUCCCCUACCCUUCCCAGAGCUUCCCUCUCCACCAAUUUCCUCUCUCCCUUCGCUGGCACCAGCAUCUCUUCCGAAUUUUCCGGCCACAAGCUCCGCCCCUCGAGCCUCAACCCGGGGUCUUUCCGUGGCUCCAAGCCCAAACGCGGUGUCGUCACCAUGGUUAUUCCGUUCCAAAGAGGAAGUGCAUGGGAGCAACCGCCUCCAGACCUGGCAUCAUAUCUGUACAAAAAUCGAAUUGUGUACUUGGGCAUGUCACUUGUUCCUUCAGUGACGGAGUUGAUACUGGCGGAGUUUCUCUACCUUCAGUAUGAAGAUGAAACGAAGCCCAUUUACUUGUACGUAAAUUCUACUGGAACAACCAAGGGUGGUGAGAAGUUGGGUUACGAAACAGAGGCUUUUGCAAUAUAUGAUGUCAUGAGGUAUGUCAAACCACCUAUAUUUACUCUUUGUGUUGGUAAUGCUUGGGGAGAAGCUGCCUUACUUUUGGCUGCUGGUUCGAAGGGAAACCGUUCUGCUUUACCCUCAUCAACAAUCAUGAUGAAGCAGCCAAUUGCAAGGUUUCAAGGUCAAGCAACAGAUAUUGAACUUGCAAGAAGGGAAGUGAGGAAUGUUAAAGACGAGUUGGUUAAGCUCUUUUCAAAGCAUCUUGGAAAGUCAACUGAGCAAAUUGAAGCAGACAUUAGACGUCCGAAAUAUUUUAGUCCUAGUGAAGCAGUUGAAUAUGGCAUCAUAGACAAGGUACUAUACAAUGAAAGGACUACCGAAGACAGAGGAGUUGUCUCAGACCUGAAAAAAGCACAACUUAUUCCGUAGGAAGACUUUGAAUGAUCGUCAGAAGGAAUAUUCAGAUUGAAGUUUAUGUGGCGAUUAGCUUUCGAGAGUUCUGGAACAAGAGUUGCACAAAUAUUUCCAGUCAAGAGCUGCAGUUGGUAACACAAAUAUUUCCAGUGCAGCAAAGGAAGGCAUAAUACAUAGCCUAAAUUUGUAUCAAGUACAAAUAACUGUCAUUGUAUUCUUCUUUGGUCAAAGGUACAUCUAGUUCUAGCAUGAUUAAGUGUAAAACCAGUUGAAAAAACGAAAGUGACAUGUUCUUUUCUGUUCUUUUCUUUUAAUUUACACUUGUUAAAGAUGUUUGUUGAUUUGUUAUUAAAUGAAAACCAUAUUUUUGA
Molecule: messenger RNA, 1357 nt
Organism: Prunus avium (sweet cherry)
Lineage: Eukaryota; Viridiplantae; Streptophyta; Magnoliopsida; Rosales; Rosaceae
Gene: CLPR4
Product: CLP protease R subunit 4
Biological process (GO): protein quality control for misfolded or incompletely synthesized proteins
Cellular component (GO): endopeptidase Clp complex
Molecular function (GO): serine-type endopeptidase activity; ATP-dependent peptidase activity; ATPase binding
Source: RefSeq, a predicted model, not a curated record